Molecule: messenger RNA, 447 nt
Organism: Auanema sp. JU1783
Lineage: Eukaryota; Metazoa; Nematoda; Chromadorea; Rhabditida; Rhabditidae
Source: the annotation of a GenBank genome assembly
AUGUCUCGGUGGGAUAGUUUACCUGUCAGUACCCAAAAUGAAGAAAAUGUCAUUGCAACUACGUUUACAUCUGUAACUCAAUCGACGGAAUAUCUAUUGAGAAAUACGAUCAAUGGUUUGAUCCGGCAAGAAAUAUCAGAUUCUGGACAAAACAUUUGUUAUUAUCAGAGAAUAAACAGUCGUAUACCAGUGCCAUAUGUUUGUAACCUCGGUUGUUGUAAUCAAGGAUGUUGCACAGUGGCCAAUUUGGCGGCAACAUCGAGUUCAUUUGGUUGGGCUGUUGGCUUACUGUGUUUAGUUAUCAUAGCUGUAAUAUUUGGAGUUACAGCUAUUGGAGCUGUAUACUUAAUGAAUAAACAGAAAGAUCGAAUUCACAAGCAGCAGCUGCAUGACCAAAUGGAUGGCUCAACAAUCAGUCAGGAAUAUGGAUACAGGGACGGCUAUUGA